UCAAUCUAUAAACAAACACUCAAGACAAUUAACACGACAAAUCAUGGAGAGAUCAGCCACCGUCUUUGUAGCGCUCACCUUGCUCGUCGCCGGCAGCGUCGUCGUCGUCGUCGUCGUCGACGCCUGCGACGGCGUGCCGAGGAUGUCGGCCGUGGAGGCGUGCAAGCAGGCGAGCGUGGGCCCGGCCAUGUCGCGGACGUGCGCCGAGACGCUGGGAACCUCGGCGGACGAGCAGGGGGCGACGGACUUCAUGGUGGCCGCCGCGAACGCCGCGACGGAGUCGUACAAGGCUGGCAAGGAGGCCGUCGGCAAGGUGCUCUCCAACCCGCUGGCGCCCGACGGCGAGCGGCUGCCGUGCCUCGUGUGCGCGAACAAGUACGACGACGCGUCGAUGCUCGUCGCCAGCACCGCCGACGACGCCAAGCGCUGCAAGCUGAGCGCCGACAGCCUCCCCGACCUCGUCACCGCCGUCUCUGCCGUCGACGAGUGCGCCACGAAGAUGUUCGAGGAGAGCGGGAACACGACGUCGGUGUACGCCACGGCCAUCACCAAUCGGGAUUGGACCGUGCUCGUUCUGCGCCUCGCUACGUUGGUUGUGCCGCGCCAGCAACUCAGCUAGUUCUGCCAUGCAUCACCAAUCGUGCGAUUGGAUUGCUGGUCGCCCUCCCUUGUCCUUCCUCGUUCUAAGGCCGUGUUUUGUUUCCCUCAUAUUCCCAACUUUCCAUCACAUCAAAAGCUUUCCUACACUCAUAAACUUUCAACUUUUUUUCCAAACUCCCAUUUCUUUAAACUUUCAACUUUUUUUAGGAACUAAACACACCCUAAAUAUGGCUGAUAUCAAGCAUUAAAAACUUUAGCUAUGAAUAAAUUUUAAAAUACUUACGUUAGAAACGUUGAGACCAUAUGUAUAGACCAAAUUUUUAAUAUAUUUGUUGAUGUUUUUUAUAUAUUAUAUUGUACUAGAAAAGAUGCCCGUGUGUUGCAACGGGUGAAGCUAUUUUAAUCUUAUUGUUGUUCAAUGUGAUUCACUAUGAGAAUUCGCUUGGAUAUUUUUUUUUCUAGAAAUUAAUGUCAAGUUAACAUUUGAGUUUUUUUAAAGAGAUUUCUUAAUUAUACGAUUCCUUCUGCA
Molecule: messenger RNA, 1129 nt
Organism: Oryza sativa Japonica Group (Japanese rice)
Lineage: Eukaryota; Viridiplantae; Streptophyta; Magnoliopsida; Poales; Poaceae
Source: RefSeq, a predicted model, not a curated record